AUGAAGAAAAUAAUACCUGUUGAGGAAACUAAAGUAGUUACAUAUUCUAUGAAAGAACUUAAACGGUCUUCAAAAACAUUUGAAGCAAUUCAACAAGCAUUAAUAUUAUCUAUUUUAAAUGUAAAUGGGUAUGGAUUUAAAAUAAAAAAACCAGAAAGAAGAUCUCAAAAAACUUUACAAUUAAUGUUAGUGGAAGAACUAUAUGAAAAAGGUUCUACUAUUUUAUUAGAAGAAAAUAUUAAUGCUACUUGUAAUGAAAUUGUCAAAAAAGAAUUAGAAGAAAAUGGAUGUAUUGAAUUAGAACCAAGUGAUAUUGAUGGAUCAUCUUCAAUUGCACAACUAGCUUCAAAAUAUGAUUCAGAGAAAUUAAAACAAAUAAAACGACAUAAAAAUGCCAAUAAAAUAGCAUUAACAUUUAAAGAAUUAUUACAAAUGAGUGAAAAAUUAGGAUAUAAAUUUAAAUAUAGAACAACAAAACCUGCAAAAAUGACAAAAAAAUUAGAAAAGAUUUCUUCAGUUUAUGGAAAAGUUAAUUUAACAUUAAGUAAUAUUAAUGAAAUUGGAAAAAGGGUAAAUGAAAGCAUUUAUGAAAGAUUUAAUAAAGAAAGCGUUUCUAUAAUUAUUCCUUCCCAUGACUUUAUUAUUGAAAAGAUUUGGGAUAAAGUUAUUGAAAAUAAUAAAAAAUUUGAUCAUCAAAUAGAGAUUAGUACAAGUCAAAUAAAAGAAAUUACAAAUACAGAUAAAAAUGAUAAAAUAAAAGAAAAAAUUUAUAUAACAACUUCAUUAGAAAAACAAAAUACUCAAAAUAAUUCAUUCUCUUCUAUACAAGAUAAAAACUCACUUAAUUUAAAACACAGUCAUUUAGAUAAUAACCCACAAACAAUUCAAAAUACUUUAAUUACAGUUAAACCAAAAAUAAUGGAAAAUAUUGAUACUGAGCUUACUUCAGAUACUUUAAAUCAUAUCUCUAAAGAAGAUAAAUUUAUUAGUCCUGAACCAUCUUUAACAACACCUUCAAAUUUAACUGAUUUUAGUACUUCAUUCUAUCCUGAAGAAAGUGUUAUUUCUGGAAUACAAUCAGAUAAUUCUUAUUAUACUUAUGAAAAUACUUUCGAUAAUAAUAAUUUUCAACAAUUUUCAAUACAACCUAAAUUAUUCCUUUAUAAUCAACAACAAAACUCCUAUUCUCAUGAUGAAAUUUCUAUUUAUCCUACUAUUGCUUCUAAUCCUAUUAAUAAAUCAUCAAAUGAAAUAAUUACUCAACAUUUUAAUGAACCUUCAUUUUAUUUUAGUACUAAUCAAAAUAAAACUAAUGAUAUUUCUUAUCUAGAUUGCUUUUUUACUCAAUCAGUUCCUUCAAAUACUUGUUAUGAUUAG
Messenger RNA from Entamoeba dispar SAW760, 1377 nucleotides. RefSeq lists its product as uncharacterized. The coding region runs from base 1 to 1377 and encodes 458 amino acids. The transcript has a single exon. Lineage: Eukaryota; Evosea; Mastigamoebida; Endamoebidae. The record is from RefSeq and is a predicted model, not a curated record.